CCUAUAUGCACUUCCGGUCGACAUCUUCCUAACGUGCAACUUUCCGGUUCCGGUUUUAUGAUAUCACCUGACAUAAAAUGGCACAUACAGCACAGAAAGGAAAAUUAAUAGCCGUUAUUGGCGAUGAGGACACGUGUACAGGUUUCCUGUUAGGAGGCAUCGGAGAGAUCAACAAAAAGAGAGAAGCUAACUUUUUGGUUGUCAACAAAAACACGAGUGUUAUGGAGAUUGAGGAGCACUUCCGUGAAUUCAUCAAGCGACCUGAUAUUGCUAUUAUCCUUAUCAACCAAAAUGUAGCAGAGAUGAUUCGUCAUGUGAUAGAUAACCACACAGAUCCAAUACCAGCUGUUCUAGAGAUCCCCAGCAAGGAAUGCCCGUAUGAUGCCAGUAAAGACUCUAUCCUCAGGCGUGCAAAGGGUAUGUUUUCAGCUGAAGACUUUAGAUGAGGUGUGGGAACAACUAGCUAGAAUACCCCAAUAUCUGCUUGGACGUCUAAAUAAUAAUCAAGAAAACAUUUCCAAAUGUAGAAAGAUCUUCUUUUUUUACAUGAAUUACGCUUGUCAAUAUAGUUAAGAAGAAUGAUUUUAUUUCAAAAACUGGUGUGAAUUAUGUGAGAAAGAUGUGUUCAUUUUGGCACAGUAAACUGGUGUGAAUUAUGUGUGAAAGAUGUGUUCAUUUUGGCACAGUAAACUUUUAUGCCAUAAUGGAGUGAUAAUGCAUUUUAGUGUAUUCAGAUUUAUUUGUUAUUGUUCUUUCUAUUCAAUUUACUAUCAACACUUUGCACCACUUGUUACAGUAUUUAUUAUUGAAAAGUUGAACAUGUGAAUUUGACCACUUUACAAUAAAUAAUAGUGAUUAUUUAUUAAAGGUAAAAUUUACCCAGUCUCAGAAAAUCAUUAAUGCAUGAGCGUUAAGUAUCAAUGCAGAUUGCAAUCGAUUGGCCUGUGCAGUCUUCAUGGAUUUUUAGUGUAAAAGACACUUCAUUUAAACAAAUUUUUCAUAAAAGCAGAACGAUUUGUCCCUUAUUAGCUUUUGUAGACUGAAAUAUUUUUAAUGAUUAUUUAAUUUCUAGUCUACCUGUAAUAAUUAUUAAACCAGUAGCAAUAUUAUUGUUAAUAUCCAUUGUAUGUAUAUUUUCUAUGUGUUUUGUGUAUUUUUAGAUGUUUUAGAUAAACAAGUAUGCACAAUUAUAUAACAUUUUGCUGCAUUUUGUAAUUAACAUGAAAGGUUUUCAUGUAAUUUCUAAGAAUGCUAAUAAAAGUAUUGUGCAACA
Messenger RNA from Dreissena polymorpha, 1273 nucleotides. RefSeq names its product V-type proton ATPase subunit F-like. Gene Ontology annotation, biological process: proton transmembrane transport. Bases 78 to 446 code for a protein of 122 amino acids. The transcript is spliced from 5 exons. Gene Ontology annotation, molecular function: proton-transporting ATPase activity, rotational mechanism. The record is from RefSeq and is a predicted model, not a curated record. Gene Ontology annotation, cellular component: proton-transporting V-type ATPase, V1 domain; membrane. NCBI's taxonomy places the organism in Eukaryota, Metazoa, Mollusca, Bivalvia, Myida, Dreissenidae.